Molecule: messenger RNA, 1587 nt
Organism: Trypanosoma grayi
Lineage: Eukaryota; Euglenozoa; Kinetoplastea; Trypanosomatida; Trypanosomatidae
Product: phosphate-repressible phosphate permease
Exons: 1
Coding region: 1-1587 (528 amino acids)
Biological process (GO): phosphate ion transmembrane transport
Cellular component (GO): membrane
Molecular function (GO): phosphate transmembrane transporter activity
Source: RefSeq, a predicted model, not a curated record
AUGGCGAACCCGUACCUAUGGAUCACCGUCGUUGGUGGCAUUAUGGCGUUCCUCGUCGGGUGCGGCGUUGGUAUGAACGACCUUGCCAACGCCUUUGGCACAACGUAUGGCGCCCGAAUCUUGACGCUGAGGCAGAUUGUCGUUCUCGCCGCUUUCUGCGAGUUCGCCGGUGCUGUUUCUCUUGGUGCUGAAGUGACGUCCACGAUAUCCAGCGGCAUUGCGGACCCUCAGGAAUUCGCUGCCGAGCCGUACGUUCUGAUGUACGGUAUGCUUUGUGCGCUGUGCGCUGCCUUUUCGUGGCUGUUGCUGGCGACUUGUCUGAGUCUCCCUGUUUCGUCGACGCACAGCAUCGCUGGCGGUAUCAUGGGCUUUGCGCUUGUUUACGGUGGUGGCAACGCCGUUUCUUGGGCCAAGAAGAAGGACGACUUCCCGUUUGUAGAGGGUGUUGUGCCAAUCGUUGCGUCGUGGUUUAUUUCGCCGGUGUUGACGGGGGCCGCCGCCGCCGCCAUGUAUGGUCUCGUCCGCUUCUUUGUGCUGAAACCACAGAACUCGGUGAAACGGGCCCUGUACGUGAUCCCCUUCAUUGUGUCUGUUACCUUCUUCCUGGAGGCGUUCUUCGUGCUUUUUAAGGGCGCUGAGAGUCGUCUCCACUGGGGAGUGGGUAAGGCCGCGUGGGUGGGUGCUGUCAUCGGUAUCGGCGCGGGCAUCGUCUCAAUUGGGUUCAUCCCCUUGCUGAAGCGCCGUGUGAAGCAGAUGACGGAGAAGGCGGAGCGGCUGGAAGAGGAGGAGCGGCGCCGUAUGGAGGUGGAGGCGGAGGAGCGACGUGCCGAUGGCGACGAGAGCCUGCCGUCCACUGUGCCCGUUGGUGGCGACGUUUCUGCGGGUCACGCCGACACACACGACGAGGUGACCGCGUCGACUUCUUUGGAUGCCGAUGCGAAACCCGGGGAACAACCUAAUGAGCCGUUCACGGGCGCAAUCGUGGCGGAUGGAGAGAGCAGCUCUUUCGUUUCCCUGGGAAAAUCGGAGGAGGAACUGCGUAAGUUCGACGUGGAGAUCUACGACAACCGCGCAGAGCUGGUGUUCCGGUACCUGCAGGUGUUCACGGCUGUCUGCGCAUCCUUUGCUCACGGUGCAGGCGAUGUGAGCAAAGCAGUCGGACCGUUCGCCGCCAUUUACUCCAUCUACCAGAGCCAGCAGGUUAUGACGAAUAGCGAGACGCCAAUCUGGAUUCUGUGUCUCGGUGGUGCUGGCAUUGUGGUUGGCCUGGCAGCGUUUGGCGUCCGCCUUAUGCGACUCCUCGGCGAGCGCAUCACGAAGAUCACGCCGAGCCGCGGUUUCGCUGCAGAGCUCUCCGCUGCGCUGGUUGUGUCGUUUGCCUCUGGCUACGGCGUGCCAGUCUCCUCGACUCACUGCAUCACCGGUGCCGUUAUAGCGAUCAGCAUGGUGGAUGUUGGCUUCUGCAAUGUGCGCUGGUUGAUUGUGGGAAAGCUUUGUGCCGGCUGGGUAUUUACUCUUGCGGUUACCGGGAUUCUCUCUGCAGUGCUCUUCGCCCAGGGUGUCUACGCGCCGGCCCGUGGAGUGUGA